Protopterus annectens (West African lungfish) is the source of this 7853-nucleotide messenger RNA. RefSeq names its product RIMS-binding protein 2-like. Lineage: Eukaryota; Metazoa; Chordata; Ceratodontiformes; Protopteridae. The record is from RefSeq and is a predicted model, not a curated record. The transcript is spliced from 29 exons. Gene Ontology annotation, biological process: neuromuscular synaptic transmission. Bases 1387 to 6558 code for a protein of 1723 amino acids. Gene Ontology annotation, molecular function: protein binding.
CUCCACAGUGUUAACAUAUUUUACUGAAAAGCGCUAUGCCAGACCUCUAAUUCUGCUACGGACUGACUAGCAGAUAUAAAUGGAAACUCGGCCAUCUCUGACUACGGAGACAAAUCAGACACAUUUCACUUUACAAAAGUAUAACCCUCUGUGGCCACAGGAGCUCCUGGUAAUGAUAGCCUGUGAGGCCUACUGCUGGGAAACUGCAGAACCUUGGAUAAUGAGAGAUUACAGACUUGCAAACAGUAUGGAUGGCAGCUGAAGUCCUUCCGCUGGGUGUCAAAUAACAGACAGAAAUUUGGAUGCUGACAAAGAACACCUCGUACAGCUCUAUUUUUGCAUUUAUUUUUGUACUAAAUUAAAGCAGAGAUGUAAGAAUAAUCAGAAAGAGUUGACGUAAAUGCAUCAUACAGAUGUGUAAAGCAGAAAUUUUACUGGUGACAGAUGAAGAUGUUCUGGCCUCUUGGAUAGCAGGACUAUGCAAGUUGUUUAAAUGGCAUAAUCCUUCCUAUUGCAAGUUACAGCUCUGCAUCCAAAAAAAAAAUAGCAAAAGAGCUUUGUCAAACAUAGGACACCGGUGCACUUCCUUAAAGUCUGAUACUAGCAAUAUGGCUGAAUUCACCAAGGGUCUUGUUUUAAGCGUUCUGGCUUCAAUUACUCUUUUGGACUUACAGACUGCAUAUGCAGAAUGUAGAAUAACGUCAAUACCUGCAGACUUACUAAACAGGUCUCACCAAGUUAAUUGCAAGUUAUGUAGCCUGCAUCAUAAAGGAGAGAUUUGUUGGAUUUUUCAGUCGUUGGCACGCAACAUACAAAAGCAUGAAGAUUUAUUUUGAGCACACUUAUUGCAAACCACAGUACUGACAGGAAAAGUCAUGGGGCUACUCUGCAAAAUAAAAAGGAAGAUGAAGUUAGAGUCAUCUCCCCUUUCUGCAGCCAUAUAAAUACGGUGUAUCAAACCACCAGAAAAGCAGUAACUAAAUAAAGAGCAAAUAUAUGUUUGCCUUCAUUUAAACUGUUUUUGAGUGUGUACACUUGUAUAAGAGUGAGUUGGACACACUGGUUUCUGUUGCAUAACAAAGCAGAAGGGUACAUGACUGUCUGCAUAGCUUCCCUACUUUUUGCAUCUUUGUCACAUGACAAGCAUGAAUAACAUAAAUUAUGAAGUAAUAACUGAUGGUAUCAUAACAUUACUGUCUCAAAAAGCAUGUCUUCCUCUACUUUUUGAAUUUGCAGACUCUUGUGAGUGUUCCGAAGCAGAAAGCCAUAGUGAAAAAAAUACAAGGAAAAACAUUUUGAUCAACUGAUGGGCUUGAUAAAUAUUUCAUCUAGCUUUGGAGAGCCUGCCUACUGCUCAAGGAGGAAGGUGGAAAAAAAAUCAAAGCCAUGAAGCAACCAAGCCGAGUUUCUCGAUACACUGUUGGAGGGAAGACACAUGUGUCAUUAGCAGGUAACAAGAUCAAGAAUUCUGCAUCCUUGGCAUCAAAACCUAGAAAGCAAAUUAGUAAGCAGAAGACAGCAGAAGUAAAUGGCGGACCACCAGCAUUCCAAGCUAUAAGCGAUGAAUCCCCUGGGGUUAAAGAGUUAGAAGUAAAACUUUUACAAGAAGAAUGCCAAGACCUCAAGGCCAGGCUGGAGUGCCUAAAGGAAGGGCUGGUGGGUCAGAAGCCAGGUGAUGUGGAACAAUUGCUAAAACAAUCACAAAGAGAAUUGUUGUGCCUUCAAAGACAGCUGUCAUUUCUUUCCACCAGAGAAUCACCAUGUAUACUGUCUCCUGACAAGCUAAGCGAUGAUCUUUCUUGCCUGUACCCUGCUGUGCCACCAAAAGCAUUUAAUCGGCUCCGAGUUCUAGAAGACAAAAACCAGACUUUAAAGGCAAAGGUUGCUGCACUAAACAAGGAAAAGCAACACUGGGAAUUUUCAGAAAAUGAGCUGAAAGACGCUGUGCAAGAAAAUCAUCGCUUGAGCCUUGAAUAUGCUAGACUUUCCCACAAGGCCCUGCAAUAUGACCAGGUAAAGUCCGACCACUAUGAGCUCAGAGAAGCUCUCGCCAUUGUGAUUCAGGAACGUGAUUUGGCUGUUAAGGAGAAAAAUCAGCUGCAAGCCAAGCUGGAGAGCCUAGAGCAGGUGCUAAAGCAUAUGCGAGAGGCUGCUGAGCGGCGGCAACAGCUGCAGCUGGAGCAUGAGCAAGCCUUGGCCGUUCUCAAUGCAAAGCAGCAGGAGAUCGAGCUCCUGCAGAAGGCUCAGGUUGAAGCUAAGAAAGAGCAUGAAGGUGCUGUUCACUUAUUAGAGAACACCUUGGACAGCAUGCAGGCCAAGGUUCGAGAACUAGAGGAAAAAUGCCGGACUCAAAGCGAACAGUUCAAUCUCCUCUCUAAGGAGCUGGAGAAGUUCAGAGAACAAGCUGGAAAGAUUGAUCUGCUGACCACCAGCCAAUUUGCAUCCUGUGAGGGCCCCAGUUCCCCGACUAAAUCCUUGUCCCAGUUAAUGAAUGGACUAGCUCCAUCUAUAGGCAAAGUCCAUGAAAGCCCCGUAGGAAGUAAAUCAGUGGUCUCUGAGUUUAUUCGACCCCUUCAUAUCUCAGAUGACAAACAAGAACCACUGUCUGUCAAGCCUGCAUUUUUAACCCGCUCCAGAUCCAGCAGUCUGAGGCAUCAACCACGGUCCGUGAUGGAUAAUGACCUGGAUUCAACCACUUCAAAGCAGAGGUACUCUGGGAAGGUCCGUCUUUGUAUUGCUCGCUACAGUUAUAACCCUUUUGAUGGACCAAAUGAGAACCCAGAAGCAGAGCUGCCCCUUACUUCUGGAAAGUACCUCUACGUCUAUGGAGACAUGGAUGAAGAUGGAUUCUAUGAAGGGGAACUUUUAGAUGGCCAAAGAGGGCUUGUCCCAUCCAACUUUGUUGAUUUUGUUCAAGACCAGGAAAUUGUAUCAGUUAACAAUGCAGACAGUGAGCAUGACCGCAAUAUUGUCAAUCAUUCAGUUCUCACUGGGGAGAGUGGUGAUCGUAUACUUGAGGGGAGUCUGUCAAGUCGCACAGAGACCACUGUUAUAAACAAUGGCACAGGGGCGCUGGAAAUAAACAUUGAUGAAAUUGGUGAAGACAUUGUGCCUUACCCCAGAAAAAUCACCCUUAUCAAACAACUAGCCAAAAGUGUUAUUGUAGGUUGGGAAUCACCUGUAGUGCCACCAGGCUGGGGAGCUAUCACCAGUUAUAACGUUUUAGUGGAUAAAGAGGUCCGAAUGACAAUACCAUAUGGUAGUAGAACUAAAGCCCUUAUAGAAAAACUUAACCUUGCCACCUGUACUUAUAGAAUAACAAUUCAAAGUUCUACGGAUAAGGGAACUUCUGAUGAGCUGCGAUGUACUUUGUUGGUGGGGAAGGAUGUAAUCGUGGCACCGACUCAGCUUAAGGUGGACAAUAUAACACAGACCUCAGCUGAGCUUUCAUGGCUUCCAUGCAACAGCAAUUACAGCCAUGCAAUUUUUCUUAAUGAUGAAGAAUUUGAUAUUGUAAAGGCUGCAAGCUACAAGUAUCAGUUUUUUAAUCUAAAGCCGAAUAUGGUACAGAAGGUAAAAGUUUUGGCCCAACCGCACCAGAUGCCAUGGCAACUUCCAUUGGAGCAACGGGAAAAGAAGGAAGCCCUUGUGGAAUUUUGCACAUUACCAGCAGGUCCCCCAGUACCACCACAGGAUGUGUUGGUCCAGGCUGGACCUGUACCAGGAACCUUACAGAUCCACUGGAAGCCUCCAGCCCUGACCUCAACAGGAACUUCCAAUGGAGCAAAUGUGACUGGCUAUGCUGUUUUUGCAAAGGGCCAAAAGGUAGCGGAAGUCAUGUUUCCAACAGCUGAUGGGGCUGUUGUGGAGAUCGUAAGGCUGCAGAGUUUAGAAGCUAGGGAAAUUAGUGUUCGAACGUUAUCAGCACAAGGAGAAUCAGAAGAUUCCUCCAUCACUGCCAUUCCGCCUGAGCUUUUGGUGCCUCCAGUGCCCCACCCCAGAACUGUUCCCAGAUCAAAGCCAUCAGAAAGUGCCAGAGCCCCACAUACCAAAGAUGAACAUAUGGGUCAAAACUUAGGAAUGGACGAGUCAUGGGAGCAGACUCGUUCACCAUCUCCUGUUCAUGGACAUACCCUAGAACCUCCAGUAGCCAACUUUCACAGCCCAUCUCAUGGACGGAGGCCACCUUCACCUCAGAGGAUUCUUCCCCAGCCACAAGGAGCUCCUAUUUCCAAUACCGUAGCAAAAGCCAUUGCACGAGAGGCAGCACAGAGGGUAGCAGAGACCAACAGGGCUGAAAGGAGAAAUAUCUUCAGUGAAAGAAGCAAUGCCAUGCAGAUAAUGAAUUCAGAUGAGGAGGAGGAAGGAUAUGAUUCACCGCACAUAAAAAGGAGAGGAGCUUCUGUUGAUGACUUCUUGAGGGGCUCUGAGCUUGGAAGGCAGUCCCACUACUUUCAAGCGGAUGAUUACCAAACAGAGAGCAGCAGGGGGUCAGACUUGUCUGACAUCAUGGAAGAGGACGAGGAAGAGCUUUAUUCCGAAAUGCAGCUAGAGGAUGGCGGAAGACGAAGAAGUGUCACAUCGCAUAAUGCCCUUAAGAAGGAUUCCUAUGAGAACCUAAAAGAGACAUAUGUGGAAUCGUUUGAAUUUUCACCACAAAAAUCUCAUAGUAAAAAACUUUUCAGUAUUCCUGAGGUAGCUGAAGAGGAUGGAGAAAAUUCUGAACAUGUUCAAAAAGAAAGUUUAGGUGUUUCCUGUAAAAUGAAAGCCUUACAGGCCCACAAGGUGUACAACCAAGAUGGCAGACAGCCAUGCUUCUUGGUUCCAACAAAGAGAACUUUCCCGCCUAAGCACAGGUUUUCAGUGUCUUUUCCAGGAGUGGAAGAUCGCUUCUUGGAUGAGAAGGGGAGCAGACUUUUCAGGUCUGCUACAAGGAGUCCAGACAGCGGACUAGAUUGUGGAAGUGAAGAAGAAGAGUGUCGCUUUAGCAGCAGAACUGCGAACAACUGUGUCACUGCUAAGUCUGCAGAAUGUUGUUCAGACACCGACAACUGCUACUCAAGCAGGCGUAGUGCAGCACAGCCUUUCAAUCGUAAGAAAAUCUUAACGAGGCAAGACAGCAUUGAGGAAGAUUUCUGUGAUUUAGUUACUACGGGAGUUAAAUCCCAGUAUAGAGCAGAGAUGAUUAAUCAGGACAUGAAAUGCAAAGAUGAGACACGUGAGGCACAAAUUAUUGAUACAAAAGGGAUUUUCUGUAAUGAAGACAGACAAAUUAAUUGGAAGACCAACCUAAAAAUGAAUGACUCUAGUAGGGCAGCUUACCCAGCUGCUGUGUCAAGCCACAGAGAACAGGAAGACUCUCUGCUUUUAGGUAACUCAUCUGCAUCUGGAAGAGCUGACAGGGUUGAACACUCAGGACGAAGGCUAUCUCAUGGCAGCACAGUAUCUCAGCGACCUCGACCAAUGAUGGUUCCAUCUAUUGAAAUUACAAUGGACAGUAACAGUGAAGGCGGUCGGUCUCAGUCAGGUAGUGAGGGAAAUAUUUCACCGGUAAAAGAGGAAACUUACUAUCGCAGCAUAGGUGGGCACAAGAAAUGGCCUCUUCACCGUACCAUGAUCUCAGGUCGUAGCUAUGAUGGAUAUGGUAGUCGGGAGCGUUUGUCUCCAGAAAUCUAUGAAGAAUCAGAGACUGAUCUGGGUACUGAGGAUUCACAAAUCAGAUUAUUUGUUGCCAUGUUUGACUACGAUCCCAGGACUAUGUCACCUAACCCAGAUGCCGCUGAAGAAGAAUUGCCUUUCAAAGAAGGGCAAGUCAUAAAGGUGUACGGUGAUAAAGAUACUGAUGGCUUCUACCGUGGGGAGACAAUCGGGAGAGUUGGCCUCAUUCCAUGUAAUAUGGUGUCUGAAAUUCAAACAGAUGAUGAAGAAAUGAUGUCACAGCUCCUAACACAAGGCUUCCUUCCCCUAAACACACCCGUCGAGAAAAUAGUCAGCUGUGAUCGUUUCAAAGAGAGCACACGCUCUGUUAACCGCAGGUCCCGAAAGUCUAAAAGAGAAAGGAACAGGCGUAGUGGGAGACGACAUUCAGUGACAACAAGACGAAUGGUGGCUUUGUAUGACUACGAUCCCAGAGAAAGCUCCCCAAAUGUUGAUGUGGAGGCUGAACUAACAUUCUGUGCAGGAGACAUCAUUGUCGUUUAUGGUGAAAUUGAUGAAGACGGAUUCUAUUAUGGAGAGCUAAAUGGGCAUAAAGGACUUGUUCCCUCCAACUUCCUUGAAGAAGUGCCUGACGAUGUUGAGGUCUACCUGUCUGAUGCACCGUCUCGAUAUCCACAGCAAGAUACCCCAGUACAUACUAAGACAAAAAGGGUUCCUCCUGAGAAUGCUGGUACAUCAAAGAGAGCACCAUCUCCCACAGUACACCACCAUGAGGGACCACCUACUGCACCAAUGAAUACUGGCAGUCCUAUGAGGGGCAGAGAAAUGUCCUUAAAAAAGAAAAAAGGACUGUUUUCAAAAGGCAAGAAGCUGUUGAAAAAACUGGGAGCAGUGAAAUGAUUGAUAUGUGUCUGAAUAAUUUGUAACACUUCCGGUAUAUUUAUUCUAAAAGGAAACAAUAUUCCAACUGGGGUUUCAUGACAGAUUAGCCAAAUCACACAGUAUGUCACUGAUGCAUGUUCCUUUGGUGUUUCCUAUAAUGUAUGUGUACCUGAAAACUGUAAUGCUGAUGUACUCUCUGUACUAAUUUAUUUCAACUGUUCUUGGAUGUUACACUGCUAAGGAGCAAAAAAUUACCUUAUAUAUACAUAUAUGCACACUCUUUCUCCUUAUAAAUGUGAUACCAAAUCCUGAGAAUAAGUUGUGAAAAUCAAACUUUCACCCUCUGAAACUUGGCAUAAAAAGUACAAUAUAACAUGUUCCCUGUAUGCAUCUCAAGUAUCUGUAAAAUGAUUUGUCAUGAAACCCCUAGUUGUAAUUGGCAUUGACUUUUUUGCCUUAUAAAUGCACAAUGACUUUGUACUGUCCAGUAAAUAAAGUUAAGUAUACUUUGUAUGUAUGACGUGCAUUCAAGUCAUUAACCCACUGGAAUCUAAUAGUUAAAGAUUGUGCUCAAGUGCUGUGUUACUGCCUCAUCUCAGUGUCCGUAUUGUCCUAUAAAGGGGUCUGUAAAAGUACUGUGCAUGGUAUUUUGCCAAUUUUUUUUUUUUACUUUAUAUUUUAUGCAAAUCAGCUAAAGAAGACAAAAGCACAGCGUCUGCCUCUAUGGAGUUCAGACUCAAAAUGCCCAGUGUUCUAAUAACAAUGUAAACAUGGCUUUCAUCAGUUAAAAUUCUAGUAUCGAACACUGGAAUAUUUUGUUGUAUUGCCCUUAACAUAUAUGCACUCCCCUGGGUAUUUCUUAGCAGCUAAGAACCAGCACAAGCUAUGAUGAAGUUACUGCUCUACUUCUGACAAAAACAGUGGGGUGCAAUAAAUAAUUGGGGCUCUAUACAAACCCUGUUCAAAAGGAAAAGUCUGCAUGUUACCAUGAUUGUAUGUCCAGUUGCUAGCAAACUGUUGCUCUUUUGUAAGUUUUGUCCAUUUGUAAAUUGUUUUUACUCUUUAUACAUAAUUUUCCAAAUUGCCUUUCUUUUGUAAGUUAUAGAAAAUUUAUAAUUAAAGCUUUCCCCAUUGUGUCUUUUAUGUAAAUUCAUGUAAAAUACUGUAGUUAUGUGCUAAGGUUAUGAAGUUCAAAACUUUCACAGCCUAUAUUAUUUGUGGAAAAGUGUUGUGUGGGUGUAUGCAUGUGUACAUUUGUUCUUGUGUAAAAACAAUUUUUAUAUAAAUAAAUGAUUUGAUAUUUUGCAGAAUAA